AUGUAUCUUGGCUCUAUUAGUGUUCCAUUCGCAACUACCACAACCACUAUUCCACCUGCGAUCACCACAACUACUCGCACUACCACAACCACUCCUCCUGUCACGACUACCACAACCACUAUUCCAGUCGCAACUACCACAACCACUCCUCCUGUCACGACUACCACAACCACUAUUCCAGUCGCAACUACCACAACCACUCCUCCUGUCACGACUACCACAACCACUCCUCCAGUCGCAACUACCACAACCACUAUUCCACCUGCGAUCACCACAACUACUCGCACUACCACAACCACUAUUCCUGUCACGACUACCACAACCACCACAACUGUUCGCACUACCACAACCACUCCUCCAGCCGUAAUCACCACGACUACCCCUCCAACUGCAACCACUACAACGCUUGCCAUUAGGUCUAUAUACAUGUCACCCACCGCUACCAGAACUACCGCACCCUUGAGCACUUCAACUCCAGCAACCUGCGACUCCGAAAGAGUAUAUUUCUAUAACACCGGAUCGCCUACUUUGAUUCAGUGUUGGCAGAUUGCUUGUGCUGACGGCCAGACUCCCGAUUCCACAGCUGCUACGCUCAACCAGUGUCAUCUUCUUGAAAACGAUGCCAGAAGAAACAAUGGCGGAAAUCUCCCUGCAGGCUGGUAG
This is a messenger RNA of Batrachochytrium dendrobatidis JAM81, 663 nucleotides long. RefSeq lists its product as uncharacterized. The record is from RefSeq and is a predicted model, not a curated record. NCBI's taxonomy places the organism in Eukaryota, Fungi, Chytridiomycota, Chytridiomycetes, Rhizophydiales. The transcript is spliced from 2 exons. The coding region runs from base 1 to 663 and encodes 220 amino acids.